UUGUGCUGCUUAAAGUUAACAUAGAUAACAGACUCCAUCUGUUAAGUAACAGCUGUUGUGUAUUUGCUAAGUGGUACCAAAAAACGGCAAACGCUUAAAUCAGCGGAAACCUUUGGACUUUCUGUGAUUUUGUAGCGAAGCUCCCUCAACCCCCCAAUAUUCAAAAUGUUUGCCAGCAACACGCGUAAUCUUAUGCGCAGCAGCAUCUUGCAGCGAUGCAAGAGCACUUUGGUGGUAGCCGAGCACAACAAUGAGGCCCUCAACCCGAUCACUCUGAACACCAUCUCCGCGGCCAAGAAGAUCGGUGGUGACGUCACAGUUCUGGUGGCAGGCACAAAAUGCGGACCCGCCUCCGAGGCUCUUUCCAAAGUGGAAGGCGUGACCAAGGUUCUGGUGGCCGAGAAUGCCGCCUUCAACGGAUUUACCGCAGAGGCGCUGACCCCAUUGGUCCUGGCCGCCCAGUCUCAGUUCAAGUUCACCCACAUCCUGGCCGGAGCUUCGGCUUUUGGCAAAAACGUGCUGCCCCGCGUGGCGGCCAAACUGGAUGUGUCGCCCAUUUCGGAGAUCAUCGAUGUUAAGUCGGAGGACACCUUUGUGCGCACUAUCUACGCCGGAAAUGCCAUCCUUACCCUGAAAUCCAAGGACGCCGUUAAGGUGAUCACCGUGAGGAGCACCAAUUUCCCACCGGCAGCCACCAGCGGUGGAAGUGGAGCCGUGGAGCAGGCACCAGCUGGUGACUUCGCCAGCAGCCUGUCCGAGUUUGUAUCCCAGGAGCUGACCAAGUCCGAUCGCCCCGAGCUGGCCGGAGCCAAGGUUAUUGUGUCCGGAGGACGGGGCCUGAAGUCCGGAGAUAACUUUAAGCUGCUGUAUGAUCUGGCCGAUAAGUUUGGUGCCGCUGUGGGUGCCUCUCGUGCUGCCGUGGAUGCUGGAUUUGUGCCCAAUGAUCUGCAGAUCGGUCAGACUGGCAAAAUUGUGGCUCCCGAGUUGUAUAUCGCCGUCGGAAUCUCAGGCGCCAUCCAGCACUUGGCUGGCAUGAAGGACUCCAAGACGAUUGUGGCCAUCAACAAGGAUCCCGAAGCGCCCAUCUUCCAGGUCGCCGAUAUUGGCAUCGUGGCAGAUCUUUUCAAGGCCGUGCCCGAACUAACCGGAAAGUUGUAAGGCGAGAUUGUCACGUGUUGUAGUAUAAAGAUUGUGUACCGAUGAAUUGAUAGCUGUUGCAUUUAUUUGAACUUUUACAUAAGUCCGUGGAAGAUUUUCCCUUAAAUUUUGUAAUAAAACAAGCCGAAGACCUAUUCUAUGUGAAAA
Drosophila simulans is the source of this 1305-nucleotide messenger RNA. It is a transcript of the gene wal, whose product is annotated as electron transfer flavoprotein subunit alpha, mitochondrial. The coding region runs from base 166 to 1158 and encodes 330 amino acids. Gene Ontology annotation, cellular component: mitochondrion. Gene Ontology annotation, molecular function: flavin adenine dinucleotide binding; electron transfer activity. The record is from RefSeq and is a predicted model, not a curated record. The transcript is spliced from 4 exons. NCBI's taxonomy places the organism in Eukaryota, Metazoa, Arthropoda, Insecta, Diptera, Drosophilidae.